Molecule: messenger RNA, 3329 nt
Organism: Eruca vesicaria subsp. sativa (arugula)
Lineage: Eukaryota; Viridiplantae; Streptophyta; Magnoliopsida; Brassicales; Brassicaceae
Source: the annotation of a GenBank genome assembly
AAUCUCGAGAUCCGCCGUUAACUUUUUUUUUGUCCUAAACUCAGAGUUUCUUCUCUCAUUUGUGUUCUGUCACAGAUUGAGUCAGAGAAGGAUCUCCAGAUCUAAGUUUUUUUCUUCUUCUUCUAUUUGUUAAUCAAGAUGGCAUCAGCGACAGAGAACCAAUGGCUCAAGGGAAGAGUGAAGGCUGUUACAUCCGGAGACUGUUUAGUGAUCACUGCUUUGACACAUAACAGACCAGGAGCUCCACCGGAAAAGACUAUCACCUUAUCUUCUCUCAUGGCACCUAAGAUGGCUCGUAGGGGAGGUAAAGAUGAGUCUUUUGCAUGGGAAAGCAAGGAGUUUCUGAGGAAACUUUGCAUUGGAAAGGAAGUUGCUUUCAAAGUGGAUUACAAAGUGGAAGCUAUUGCCGGAAGAGAAUUUGGUUCUGUUUUCAUUGGAAACCAGAAUGUUGCAAAGCUUGUUGUUCAAAAUGGUUGGGCAAAGGUUAGGGAACCAGGUCAGCAGAAUCAGGGUAAGGUUAGUCCUUACAUUACAGAGCUGCUACAGCUCCAAGAGCAGGCUACUCAAGAAGGAUAUGGUCUUUGGAGCAAGGUUCCUGGUGCUGCUGAGGCAUCUAUCAGAGACCUUCCUCCUUCUGCCAUUGGAGACUCUGCAGGCUUUGACGCCAUGGGGCUUUUAUCUACCAACAAAGGCAAGCCUAUGGAAGGUAUUGUUGAGCAAGUCCGUGAUGGAAGUACUAUCCGUGUUUAUCUUCUUCCAGAGUUCCAGUUUGUGCAAGUGUUUAUUGCUGGAAUCCAGUCUCCAUCAAUGGGAAGAAGAAACACAAAUGGAAACGUUGUUGAGACGGUUCCAGAUGAGUCCAAUGGAGAUGCUUCUGGUGAGUCCAAAGGUCCUCUAACUUCAGCUCAGAGACUUGCUGUCUCUGCAGCAUCCUCUGUAGAGGUUUCUGCUGAUCCUUUUGCAGCUGAAGCCAAGUACUUUACUGAGCAUCGUGUUCUUAGCAGAGAUGUUCGCAUUGUUCUUGAAGGAGUUGACAAAUUCAACAACCUGAUUGGUUCAGUCCAUUACUCUGAUGGUGAAGCAGUUAAAGACUUGGGGUUGGAGCUAGUUGAAAAUGGUCUUGCUAAAUAUGUUGAAUGGAGUGCUAACAUGAUGGAGGAGGAAGCCAAGAGGAAGCUGAAAGCUGCUGAACUUCAAUGCAAAAAAGAUAAGGUGAAAAUGUGGGCUAACUAUGUUCCUCCAGCUACAAACUCUAAGGCACUUCAUGACCAGAACUUUACUGGAAAGGUAGUGGAGGUGGUUAGUGGGGACUGUAUUGUAGUUGCCAAUGAUGCCCUUCCAUAUGGUAGCCCAGCUGCUGAGAGAAGGGUCAAUCUUUCGAGUAUCAGAUGUCCAAAAAUGGGAAACCCACGUAGAGAAGAGAAGCCAGCUCCUUAUGCUCGUGAAGCAAGAGAGUUCUUGAGACAACGACUUAUUGGCAAACAGGUUAUUGUUCAAAUGGAAUACUCAAGGAAAGUCACACCAGCAGAAGGUGCUACCACAGCUGGUGCCGCUGAUAGGAUAAUGGAUUUUGGCUCAGUGUUCAUUCCAUCUCCUGCUAAAGGCGAUACCGAGGAAGUGGCUGCAUCAGCUAUCUCUGGAAGUCAGCCAGCUGGAGUGAACGUUGCUGAGCUUCUUCUGUCUCGUGGUUUUGGAAAUGUGGUCAGACAUAGAGAUUUUGAAGAGAGAUCAAACCAUUAUGAUGCUCUUCUUGCUGCUGAAUCUCGUGCUUUGUCUGGAAAGAAAGGAAUCCAUUCUGCUAAAGAAUCUCCUGUCAUGCACAUCACAGACCUCACUGUGGCUGCAGCUAAGAAAGCUAAAGAUUUCUUGCCAUCACUGCAAAGAAUCAGGAGGAUACCAGCUGUUGUGGAAUAUGUCCUAAGCGGACAUAGGUGUAAGCUUUAUAUUCCAAAGCUAACAUGUAGCAUUGCCUUUGCGUUCUCUGGUGUUAGAUGCCCUGGCCGUGGAGAGCCCUUUUCAGAUGAAGCUAUCUCUGUAAUGAGACGUAGGAUUAUGCAGAGAGAUGUUGAGAUUGAAGUUGAGACCGUUGAUAGAACCGGUACUUUCUUGGGAUCAAUGUGGGAGUCUAGGACAAAUGUGGCGACAGUUCUGCUUGAAGCUGGCUUAGCAAAAAUGCAGACUAGCUUUGGUGCAGACAGGAUUGUUGAAGCUCAUAUACUUGAACAAGCAGAGAGAUCUGCUAAGAAUCAGAAACUGAAGAUUUGGGAGAACUAUGUUGAAGGAGAAGAAGUCUCAAACGGAAGUACAACCGUUGAGACCAGACAAAAGGAGACAUUAAAGGUUGCUGUUACAGAAGUGCUUGGAGGUGGUCGGUUCUAUGUCCAAACGGUUGGAGAUCAGAGGAUAGCUUCUAUUCAAAACCAGCUUGCAUCUUUGAGUGUUAAAGAUGCUCCAAUCCUUGGAUCUUUCAACCCUAAGAGAGGUGACAUUGUUCUUGCACAGUUUAGCCUUGACAACUCCUGGAACCGUGCAAUGAUUGUGACUGCGCCACGUGCAGCUGUUGAGUCCCCAGAUGAGAAGUUUGAAGUGUUCUAUAUAGAUUAUGGAAACCAAGAGGAAGUCCCGUACAGUGCAAUCCGACCAGUUGAUCCAUCGGUCUCCUCAGCACCAGGGCUUGCUCAGCUCUGUAGACUUGCUUACAUUAAGGUUCCAAGCUUGGAAGAAGACUUUGGUCCUGAAGCAGGAGAGUAUCUGCAUACAAUAACGCUAGGAAGUGGUAAAGAGUUCAAAGCAGUGAUAGAAGAAAGAGACACAUCUGGAGGCAAAGUCAAAGGACAAGGCACUGGAACUGAACUUGCUGUCACUCUCAUUGCUGUUGAUGAUGAGAUCUCUGUGAACGCUGCAAUGCUUCAGGGAGGAAUAGCGAGGAUGGAGAAACGUAGGAGAUUUGAGCACAAGGACAAAAAAGCUGCUCUUGAUGCUUUGGAGAAGUACCAGGAGGAAGCUCGUAAGUCAAGAACUGGAAUAUGGCAGUAUGGUGAUGUUGAAUCAGAUGAUGAGGAUACUGCUCCGGCUAGAAAGCCUGCCGGUGGUGGUCGCCGGUAAGUUAUCGGAUAUGGUUCAGAAGGGACCAUGAGGAGGAGGGAGAGAAGAAGUGUCAGGUCGGUUUUCUCUAAGGGUUUUAAAGACAUGUCAUCGAACUUUUUGUAACGUUUUAGAUUGUUCCUUUUUUUUUUUUAAUUUAUAGUUUUGACUUUGAAAGAGAGUUUUCUAUAUAGGACUUGAAAUAAAGCCGUAAGUUCGAACUUAUCCUUACUGUUUUUUUUUUU